Messenger RNA from Prunus dulcis (almond), 1169 nucleotides. RefSeq names its product haloacid dehalogenase-like hydrolase domain-containing protein 3. The transcript has 4 exons. The record is from RefSeq and is a predicted model, not a curated record. NCBI's taxonomy places the organism in Eukaryota, Viridiplantae, Streptophyta, Magnoliopsida, Rosales, Rosaceae. Bases 330 to 1091 code for a protein of 253 amino acids.
AGGGACGCUGAUACAAUUAACUGCCGCUGCUGUAUUUGAAGUAAUCUGCUUGAUAAGCAAGGUGCUUGAUUAUUAUUGUAUGUAAUAAAGACAGGAGCUUUUUGCCUUCUGCUCCAUGAAUGUGCAGCUCAAGCUAACUUCAAGGACUUUUGCGUUUUCACCUAAGAAACUCGGAUUCUCUUCCAUUUUCAGCAUCUGGGGAAAGUUGGAACUGCUGAAGAGGUUGGUUGAUCUGCGUGCGGCAAUUUUGGUGCUUUGAUCCUAACAUAUACUGAAAGUUCCUACUGGAAAUUUUCGAUUUUGAGGAUUCACCACACAACAGUUUUACAAUGUCAUUAUUGUCGAAAUUGCGGUGCAUUACAGUGGAUGUUACUGGUACCUUGUUAGCUUACAAGGGGGAGCUUGGUGACUACUAUUGCAUGGCAGCCAAAUCUGUAGGGCUUCCAUGCCCUGAUUACCAAAGGGUGCAUGAGGGCUUCAAAUAUGCAUAUAAAGAUAUGGCCAGCAAGUAUCCAUGUUUUGGACAUGCUGCAAAAAUGCCCAACAUUGUAUGGUGGAAAGCUUGUGUCAGAGACUCCUUUAUGAGGGCUGGAUAUCAUUACGACGAGGAGACAUUUGAGAAAGUGUUCCGACGCAUAUAUGCAUCCUUUGGUUCCUCUGCUCCUUAUUCCAUCUUUCCUGACUCCCAACCAUUUCUGAGAUGGGUCCAUGAACAAGGUCUUAAAGUUGGAAUUAUCAGCAAUGCGGAAUACCGUUAUCGAGAUGUAAUUCUUCCAGCAUUGGGUGUCAACCAGGGAUCUGAUUGGGACUUUGGUGUGUUCUCUGGUAUCGAAGGCGUGGAGAAACCAGACCCAAGGAUUUAUGAGAUUGCGCUUGAGAGGGCUGGAAAUAUGGCCCCGGAAGAGGUUCUGCACAUAGGGGACAGCAUGCGCAAAGACUAUGUGCCAGCAACAAGUAUUGGGAUGCAUGCGUUGUUAUUGGAUAGGUUUAAGACAUCUGAUGCUGAGGAGUGGAGGAAAUCUGGUGCGGUUGUGCUUCCUGACUUGGAAGCAGCAAAAGAAUGGCUUACUUCAGAGAAGUCAUCCUGCUGAGGGCCUUUCUCCUUGUUGCUGCUGUUAUUUUGUAAUUUCGUCCCCCUGAUCAAUGAAAUUUUGAUAACUUUUACUUAA